Molecule: messenger RNA, 2040 nt
Organism: Purpureocillium takamizusanense
Lineage: Eukaryota; Fungi; Ascomycota; Sordariomycetes; Hypocreales; Ophiocordycipitaceae
Exons: 1
Coding region: 1-2040 (679 amino acids)
Source: RefSeq, a predicted model, not a curated record
AUGGCGGAUACCGAGGAGCCGCAGUUCAACACGCUCGCCGAGAGGAUCGCUGCCCUCAACAAGCAGAAGAACUUCAACGGUUCCGACGCCCCGCGAAAGAAACCACCGCCCCCAGCCCCUCCUAUUCGCAGCACCAAUGGCUCAACCCCGUCACAUCAUCAGGUGAACCCGACGGUGCCUCCGAGACCGAAUCGAAACAACCCGCCGCCUCUGCCUCGGCGUGACACCCAGUCUUCCACCGCCUCAGGCGGCGAUGGGGCCCAUCAACCGAACGGCAGUCGACAGGCGCCCCCUCCGCUGCCUUCACGAAUAUCGUCGUCGGCGUCACCGUCUCCAGCGCAAGUCCCUCGCCGUGCUUCGACCCAGUCCGGCUUGUUGACUGCCCGGCGCAAUUCGGCCUCCUCUGAAAUAUCCCAGCACUCAACAUUGUCGUCCGUGUCCAUCGGGCAUGCCUCGUCUGCUUCGAGUUACGGCUCCAAUGGCGGUGCAGGCCGCAAGAUGGCUCCCGCUUUCGACCCUUCCAGCUUACCCCCGCUUCCCCCCACCAGGCGGGAGCUCGAGGCCAAGGCAAAGGAGGCCGCUGCCGCCGAGGCGGUAGAGAAGGACGCUCGAGCUAAAGAAUAUGCGGCAAAACAAGCAGCCAAACCCAAGACACCACAACCAUCCGCGACACUAGCCAUUCCUUCGAGACCUACCCUGCCGCCGCGGUUGCCCUCGAGGCCUGCGAAAUCACCGAAUCCUCCCGUACCAGCCACUACUAGGACGGAGUCGGAAGAAGACACCAAGCCGGCCCCACGCAAGUUGCCUCCUAUCCGGGGCUUCAGUAGCGGGCAGUCGACAACGGACCGUCCACCCAUUCCAACUCGACCAUCUGCGUCGGCGAACGAUGAUGCGCCACCACCGAUUCCUGUCGCAUCGCGACCGUCGGCAGCCCAAAUCGAUGCGGCCUCAUCCAGGACUGCGGAGCCGCCCAAGCCGCUGAAUGACUGUUGGGUAUGUCGUGAUUGGAGCGCUGCGGAUGGCGUGGCGGCUCAGUUCCCGAGACAGUCACUUCCACGGAACGAUCCUGUGGGACAUUUGGCGCGUGGUCUUUGCGAUCCCUUCCCGUCCUACACGGAUAAGGCACGCGCCAUCUUUACUUGGUUCCACCACAACAUCUUCUACGAUACCGUAGCCUUUUUCGGCAAUAAUGUGCGGCACAUGUCUGUCGAAGAGACAAUUUUCAGUGGCAAGGCUGUCUGCCAGGGAUACGCGGAGACAUACAAGGCCAUUGCCAACCGCGCGGGCUUGGAGUGCGUCGUCGUCGGUGGCCAUGGCAAGGGGUUCGGGCACACGCCUCUGAAGAAAGGGGAGCGCCCGCCUCCGCCCAAGCCUGACGGCCAUGCGUGGAACGCGGUGCGCAUAGAUGGCGGUGUGUGGAAGCUGCUAGACGCUUGCUGGGGUGCUGGCCAUAUUUGUGGCGCCAACAACCUCUACAAACAGGAGUUUUCACCAAAGGAAUUCACUAGCAGCAACGAGAGCUUUGGUUUGCGACACUUCCCCAGCAAUCCAAGCUACCAGUAUCGAAGCGAUGGGCGUGUGGUCUCCUGGGAAGAAUAUUAUAGAGGCCGAGUGGAUGGCGAGCCGCCAGUCUUCUACACCAACGGUCAUCAGGAAGGCAUAGCGGAGGAGAGCGUGGAACCGAAAGAGGCGGAUAUCGCCAUAUACAGCAGCCAGGUGGUCCGAUUUCAAUUCUCCAAAAUCUGCGAGCACUGGACGUCGGAGAAGGAUGGGCUGGGGAAGCCCCCGCUCCUGCUACUCAGCAUUCACGGCGUCGACGGGCGCAAGGAUGAGAUGGUGCCCAUCGAGACCAAUGGCUACUGGCACUGGAUAGACGUAAAUGCUCGGGAUUUGGGGGCGCCGGGCCAGUCCGUGCAAGUCGCGAUGCUGACCAGCAUCGAUGGACAGGACGGUCGGGGUGUGACAGCCAAGGAGUUCUUGGCUAAGAAGGGCCGCGUGGGCAUGGCAUGGGCAUACAUCUUGAAGUGGAACUUGGUUUGA